AUGGCCACUCUGCAGAGACCUGCGAAUUCUUUCCUUAAGGGUGUUAUGACUGCCAGCUGCCUCCUUCUCAUUGCCCUUUGGGUGCAGGGAGGAGCUGCAUGGCCCAUCGGUCCUCAUUGCAGACUGGACAAGUCUGACUUACCAUCGGCCCAGGUUACCAACCACACCUUCAGGCUGGCUGAAGAGGCCAGCUUGGCAGAUAACAACACAGAUGUUCGUCUAUUUGGACGUCAUCAGCUGUUUCGUGGAGUGAAUGCGACUGAUUACUGUUACGUGAUGAAGCAAGUCCUGAACUUCACCGUUGAAGAGGUACUGCUCCUUCAUUCUCACAGAUACCAGCCCUACAUGGAUACAGUGCUGUCCUACCUGAUCAGGAUUAACCACAAACUGAACCAUUGUUAUAUCGAGAGAGAUGAUCAGAAUAUUCAGAGAAAUGUGCAAGAACUGAAGGACACAGUCCGAGAGCUUGGAGAGAGUGGAGAAAUCAAAGUAAUUGGAGAACUGAAUUUACUUCGUGGACUUCUGGUCACAAAAUGCUUUUAA
This is a messenger RNA of Suncus etruscus (white-toothed pygmy shrew), 543 nucleotides long. RefSeq names its product interleukin 22 (gene IL22). Gene Ontology annotation, cellular component: extracellular region. The transcript has 5 exons. Lineage: Eukaryota; Metazoa; Chordata; Mammalia; Eulipotyphla; Soricidae. The record is from RefSeq and is a predicted model, not a curated record. The coding region runs from base 1 to 543 and encodes 180 amino acids.